CUUGCUUUCUUCGUCAUGUUCCACACGUCCUUCUACGAGGGCAGCAACGUCAUCAUCUUCCGCAAGCGCAACGUGGACAUGCUGCACAAGGACAGCUCCAACCAGCUGGUAGACCCGACGUUCCACAUGAAAGUCCACCUGAAGCCGGAGAUGAAGCACCUCUGCUUUGAAGGGGAGGCGAGCGACCGGCUGAUCGAGGCGCAGAUCAAGUCGUUCCAGCUCAUGUUCGUGCAUAACGAGUUCGCCAUCACCUUGAACCUGCGCAAGGGAGAGUUCCUGACCAAGGAGUCGUUCCGAGACGACUAUGUCUACUUCAUCCAGCAGGGGGCCGUCGAGGGCAUCGUGCAGGACGACAGCAGCGGGAUGGCGCACUUUCACAGCCUCGGCAACAGCAUCCCCGACGAGAACAACCGGCAGAACCUCCGCGUCCCCAUCCUCUGCAUCUUCGGCUCCGGCUCCUUCGUGCCCGGGUCAGACUUUCUCUAUGACGGGAACUUCAUGAGCCUGCGAGCUCGCGAGGACAACACGCGGGUCGUCUGCCUCGUCAAGCGAGGAUGUGCCUUGCGCGCAUACCAGGAGGAAGGACAGACUACAAGCAUGGUCCAGCUCUCCUUUUGCCGCUCUGUCCUACAAGGCGUGCUCAAGAAGCGGGGAUGGUACAACGUAGCCUGGAAGGAUCGCUACUUCGUGCUAAAGGGGCAGAAGCUGGAGUAUUACUCGAGCGAGGAAGCGUUCAAGAGCAACCAGGGCGCCAAGGGCAUCGUGAACCUGCGCGACUGCAAAGUGUCG
Guillardia theta CCMP2712 is the source of this 789-nucleotide messenger RNA. RefSeq lists its product as hypothetical. Lineage: Eukaryota; Cryptophyceae; Pyrenomonadales; Geminigeraceae. The transcript has 2 exons. The record is from RefSeq and is a predicted model, not a curated record. The annotation marks the transcript as partial.